AUGGGUUUGCUGGCAGCAGCUGUAUUUUCUGUGAGUAAACACAAUGUGCUUCCACCCAGCUCAGUGCAGGAUCUGGAGUUUUUAUUACUAACAGUAAAGCACUUUGAUCACUGGAAUAUAGGUAUGAAAUUGUUUGAUGUGUGCACCGUGUCACGAACAGACAGAGAGACCAAGUUAACAUUAGUGUUUGAACACGUGGAUCAAGACUUGACUACUUACUUGGAUAAAGUUCCAGAGCCUGGAGUGCCUACAGAAACUAUAAAGGAUAUGAUGCUUCAGCUGUUUCGGGGGCUGGAUUUUCUGCAUUCACAUCGCGUGGUCCAUCGAGAUCUGAAACCCCAAAAUAUCCUUGUAACCAGCAGUGGCCAGAUAAAGUUAGCUGACUUUGGCCUUGCACGGAUCUACAGUUUUCAGAUGGCUCUUACCUCAGUGGUUGUUACUUUGUGGUAUAGAGCUCCUGAAGUUUUGCUUCAGUCCAGCUAUGCAACACCGGUUGAUCUUUGGAGUGUUGGCUGCAUAUUUGCAGAAAUGUUCCGUCGAAAGUAA
This is a messenger RNA of Pterocles gutturalis (yellow-throated sandgrouse), 546 nucleotides long. RefSeq names its product cyclin-dependent kinase 6-like. Gene Ontology annotation, molecular function: cyclin binding; ATP binding; cyclin-dependent protein serine/threonine kinase activity. Lineage: Eukaryota; Metazoa; Chordata; Aves; Pterocliformes; Pteroclidae. The coding region runs from base 1 to 546 and encodes 181 amino acids. The record is from RefSeq and is a predicted model, not a curated record. The transcript is spliced from 6 exons. Gene Ontology annotation, cellular component: cytoplasm; cyclin-dependent protein kinase holoenzyme complex; nucleus. Gene Ontology annotation, biological process: protein phosphorylation; regulation of gene expression; regulation of G2/M transition of mitotic cell cycle.